AUUUUGUCUUUUGUGUGGUCUGAAACAAAUGGUACAUAGAUUAUAUUCUGACAUUCAACAUCGCCACUGAUUGUUCACAAAGAAGCAUCAUGAAUAUAAGAAAAUAUUCGAUCAAAAAGCUGCCAAACUUUAUUCAACUAAAUCAAUGUCAUAAUAAUGAUUACUCUUGGUGAUAUUCAAAAAACAGGUGUACAAAAUGUCUCAUUAAAUAAUUCAGUGAAUAUUAACAAUUCUGUGGUGUUAAUUAUUAGUCCAGAAAAAAUAGAACUUCAACCUGGUCUCAUUGCUUUGGUAUCACUGAUGGCCUUGAUAUUAUUCAUUAUGACUGCGAUAUUAUUAUUGCCCAAAUCUAUUCAAGAUAAUGUUUUCCAACUUAUAUUACACCAGGCGCCAGAUCAAACCUUUAAUUAUAUUGAUGUAGGUUUGUACAAAACCAGACAUUCCAUAUAUCGUAAAGAAGUUUAUUCAUUAGCUAUGCAAGGCAAUCAGUCGAAAAAGAAAUUUGAAGCACAUACAUUACUCAGCAGUAAUACUACUAUCAAUCCAAGUAGACAUAAAUAUAACAAUCAAUCGAAAGAAACAACUACAAAACCUACUUUUUCAUCUGUUUCAGUUUUAGAAGAUUUUGAUAGACAUAAACAGUGUUCAUUUUCUAGUUUAACAAGCAAAUCUUUAUUCCCUUUACAUAAGUGUCAUACUCAUAAUCAUAGUCCACAAAUGAAAAACACGAAAUCAGUAAUGUUUACUGAAAAUCACUGUCCUAACGUUAAUGAUAAUAAUGAUAGUAACUGUAGCUGUUAUCGUGAAAGUGGUGAUAGUUAUGUGUUAGCUAUCAGUCGACGUAAUUCAACUUCAAAUAUAAUAAACAAUACCUCCAUUUAUAGUUCAAUGAAUAUGCAAACAUCCUCGUCGCAUAUCAGAUAUUCUCUACCCUCAUGCUUCACUCUAAGUAGUCAAAGUAACAAUUCAUCAAGGUUACUUUCGUUUACAGCUAUCUCACUGAACUCAAAGCAGUCAUUACUGUUGAACAAACGUGUGCGACUUCAACUUUCAGAUAAUUUUACCGAUGGAAUUAAUUAGUAUUUAGAGAAGACAAUUACACUGCAUAUUAAGACUGUAUGGCUAUCUGGUUAAGUAUCUGAUAUGGUCAUCUACACUUAGUUGUAUGCAUUUUAUUGGUCUGAUGACUAAUUCAAAUACUCACCAAUGGAGGAAAAAGUGAGAGUCGGUUAACUUUCAGGUACUUUAACCCGACCGACGGGGCAGCUUUCGGAACGAUGACUUGGAGUUGACCGUUAUUCAGGUACUUUUCGACAUAAUUUGUCAAUUCUAAAAUACGAUAUUUUUUGUUAACUCGUUGUUUAUUGAACGUUUUGUAAAUUAUCCCCCCUUUUGUUAUUACACUUUACAUUAAAU
This is a messenger RNA of Schistosoma turkestanicum, 1416 nucleotides long. Lineage: Eukaryota; Metazoa; Platyhelminthes; Trematoda; Strigeidida; Schistosomatidae. The record is from the annotation of a GenBank genome assembly.